This is a messenger RNA of Lactuca virosa, 387 nucleotides long. The record is from the annotation of a GenBank genome assembly. NCBI's taxonomy places the organism in Eukaryota, Viridiplantae, Streptophyta, Magnoliopsida, Asterales, Asteraceae.
AUGGACACAAAUGUCAACAAGGGUGAAGGGGUGUCGAAUUUCGAAGCUCGAGGUACAACUUCUGUUGCAACUUCAUCAGUUCUUUUUUUCCUUAUUUCAUCAUCCACAAUUGAAACUACACUCAUUGAUACUUCUACUACCUUACCUUCAUUUCAUACACCUAUUCCAACUUCAUUACCUGCUUCAACCGUGUCACCUACUUAUACCAACAUCAUGAAUAAACCUAUCACUUCUCUUUUGUCUUCACAAUCCACCGAAGGUGAAAAGAUAAUUCCAGAAGAAGAUCAUGUUGAUGUUGAUGAUGAUGUGAUGGUCUCGUUUGCAGAGAUUCAGUUCGAUCCAGAGGAGGAUAACAUUCCUAAUCAUAUACUUAUGUCAGGAAAGUAG